This is a messenger RNA of Colletotrichum navitas, 529 nucleotides long. RefSeq lists its product as uncharacterized. The record is from RefSeq and is a predicted model, not a curated record. The transcript has a single exon. The coding region runs from base 23 to 304 and encodes 93 amino acids. NCBI's taxonomy places the organism in Eukaryota, Fungi, Ascomycota, Sordariomycetes, Glomerellales, Glomerellaceae.
UCCAAUUAUAUUGCGUGUCGUGAUGCUCUGGAACUCGAGUAUCACGGAUGACGGGAAACGACAAUCACUGACCAACUGGCCCUCCCCCCCCCUUCCCCAGAGACAGACGCAGUCAGUGUCUCGGACCAAGCAGCGGCCAGCCAAACCUCGAGGAAGAAACCCAAACGCUUCGAGACAUCCGGCUCUCUGGAAUCAUCCCCGUCCACCGCCAGCAAAUCUCCAAAAGAAAACUGCACCUACGUCCCCGUCAGGCCAAGGACACGCCGCCGCCUCAUGUAGAGAUGCCCGAGUCUCACGUAACUGAGACCGGGUUGUAAGCUAGGAAGUCGAUUAACUCUCCUAAAAUUAACCCAUCCCCGUCCUCGCCCACCCAACCAACCAACCAAAACCAAACGAACGGCUCAUCAACCUCCGCCGCCAUGUGUUGAUACCCGCCAGAUCACCAACCGUCUCCUCAUGUCAUCGGGCACCAAGAAACACCAGUGCGUCCACGCGCAAAGUGGAUAGGUAGGUAGGUACCUACCUACCU